CGGGGCCUCGGGCGGCGCCCCGCGGGCCACUGGGAGUCUCGACGUCCGUGUUGCUCCCCGCUAGCGGGCGCAGCGGGGGCAGGUCCGGGCUGUGCGGGCUGGGCCGCAGAUGUCAUGUGGCCUGUGCUUUGGACCGUGGUUCGAACCUAUGCCCCCUACGUUACCUUCCCUGUUGCCUUUGUGGUUGGGGCUGUGGGCUACCACCUGGAAUGGUUCAUCAGGGGAAAGGCUCCUCAGCCUGUGGAGGAGGAAAAGAGCAUCUUGGAGCGUCGAGAGGACCGAAAGCUGGAUGAGAUGCUAGGCAAGGACCACACUCAGGUGGUGAGCCUCAAGGACAAGCUAGAAUUUGCCCCUAAAGCAGUCCUGAACAGAAACCGUCCAGAGAAGAAUUAAUGGAGGACUCGUGUCCCUGUGGUGCACAGGGAUAUGCCAUGUCCUGCCACCAUGUCAACCCAGCUUCAGAACAUACAUCUGAUUUGCUGCUCACUCCGGCCCCUUGUGCACCCACAGCCACAUGCACACUGGCUGGUUCUUUAUGGCUGUACAGCUGCAGCAGUAGGGGCCAGCAAAGAGGAAGACUGCAUCUGCUCAAUGGGCUCUUUCCAUGACUGGGCAGGCUUCUGCUCUUACUUGAGAGCACUGAGGAGCCCUGGGGAAAGAACCAUGAUCUCAGGCUCCCUGGGGAGGAGCUUGGUCUCAACUGAGAAUGGUUGGGGUUUAUCGUUGCCAUUAGGAGGGGCACCUCCAUGUCUAGCUUUUGCACUGGAAAGAAUUCAGAAAUGUCCCUGGCUCCCUUGAUGAGAUUUUCUUAUUUUUCUGUGUGCAUCCUUCCCUUUAUUGGCUCAGGCAUUGGAUUCUCAGGGGAAGGAAAACAUGUUUCUAUUGUGGGGAGCUCAGGCUGUUUACCUCGGGGCCGACGGGGCGUAAGCCUGGAAAUAAUCACUGUCUUCUAUCCUUCCUCAUUGGAGUGAGGACGCAAUUAAAGAGGCACCUGACACAUA
Messenger RNA from Grammomys surdaster, 1001 nucleotides. RefSeq names its product small integral membrane protein 12 (gene Smim12). The record is from RefSeq and is a predicted model, not a curated record. The transcript has 2 exons. Lineage: Eukaryota; Metazoa; Chordata; Mammalia; Rodentia; Muridae. The coding region runs from base 115 to 393 and encodes 92 amino acids.